AUGAUCUGUACAUCAUGCAGCCCCAGUGCUCGCGAUUGGCGGUCAACAAUACCUUCGUUUUCGCUGUUCGCCAGCACCCCCUCCUCACCCCAAUCUGCCCCAAAGGAUGACAUGCCUAUCAACGGCCGUGCUUCUCCUUCUGUCUUCAACCGACCCUCUAGUGCACUGAGUAUGGUGUCUAGUACCGCAGGCGGUUCAACCAUAUCGAGCAACUCGAACGAGUUCUCAGCGUCGACUUCUGCGAUCUCCUCAACACGGUCUGUCGGUGGCCGCGAGAAGCCUGCUAAACUCGCCAUCCAAACCCCAUCUGGCAAGAUCAUGCGUCUCACCCGGAAGGCUGACCAUAUGAUGCCCGUAGACCCCUCCAGCGGUACUGUCACCGAUGCUAUCGCGGACGGGAGCGUAUGGGAGACAGUGAUCAAGAUUGGCGAGCGAGGUCUUUGGCGGGGAUUGGUCCUAGCAGACCGCUCGGCUCGGUGGUGUGUAUUCUGCGAAUGGGAAUGUGUCUAG
Molecule: messenger RNA, 510 nt
Organism: Penicillium chermesinum
Lineage: Eukaryota; Fungi; Ascomycota; Eurotiomycetes; Eurotiales; Aspergillaceae
Exons: 1
Coding region: 1-510 (169 amino acids)
Source: RefSeq, a predicted model, not a curated record